AUGACUUCUCAAUCAGCUUCUCAGUUGAAGGGGUUGUUAGACACAACUACAGAGUGCCUAAACAACUUUAACAAUUUGAAUAUUGACACCGGCUCUUGGGAUCCAUUCCUUAUAUAUCUUCUAGUGCAGAAGAUGGACUCGGAGACGCACAAAAACUGGGAAGAACAUGCAUAUAAAGAAGAAUCUGAAAACUUACCUACCUGGAGUGAUUUCAAGAAGUUCUUAGAAUCGAAGUACCGCACCCUGGAAUUAACAAAUCAGAAUAGUACAUCAAGGGAUACUAAAAUAAUAAAGGAGCGUUCAUGCCAUGUUGCCUCACCAGUUACCGAGAAAGUUUGUGUUAUGUGUAAGGAAAAUCACAGUUUAAGUCAUUGCAAGGAAUUCUGCAAGAAGGAACCUACUGAAAGGAGAGAAUUUGUCAAAACCAAACAAUUGUGCUUUAACUGCUUAGUACCAGGACACUCGGCAUUUAAGUGUAAAGUGCCAGUAUCUUGUCGUCUUUGUCACCGGCGCCAUCAUUCCCUUUUACAUGAAACGAAGAUCAAGCAGCAAGGAGAAUCAUCGGUCACGUUACCUCCGACUGUAACACAUGUAGAAGAAAAGCAAGCACUACAAGUCAAUACAAUGAUAGCGUCGCAUUACAAUACUAAGAAGAGAAUAGCAGCACUCUUAGCAACAGCAGAAGUGGAAGCAACAAGCGAGCAAGGAAACACCAUUGUACUGCGGGCGCUAAUAGAUCAAGGUUCCGAGGCAGCUUUUAUUAGUGAGAAGGCGACUCAAUUGUUGAAGCUCGAACGACAACCUGUAAAAGCAAGCAUUAUAGGGGUGGGAUCCCAAAGGACCGAAAUAAAACAUGUGGUACAGCUACGAAUACGAUCCCGAUCGGACCGAAACUAUUGUUUACCGAUCAAGGCAUAUGUUAUGUCCAAGCAACUGACCACAAAGAUACCCACCAAAACAAUCAAUAAACAAGAUUGGACACACAUUCAAGACCUCAACCUGGCUGAUCCAAAUUACUUUAAGCCAGGGUCUAUAGAUAUGCUCUUGGGUGUGAAAGAAUAUGCUGAAAUUCUGCAAAACAACCUAAUCAAAGGUCCACCCGGCACACCAAGCGCUCAAGAAACCAGCCUGGGGUGGAUUCUUUUUGGAGAAGUUAAUACAACACAUCAAAGUCAGUAUGUUGUGAUGCACCAUUCAGUUGACGUAGAAGACAUGUUGAAAUCAAUAUGGGAAAUUGACGUGGACACUAAAAGACACUUAACCAAGGACGAAAAACUGUGUGAAGAAAUAUACGAGAGCACAACAGCUAGAAAUGAAGAAGGAAGGUACAUUGUUAAAUUACCGUUUAAUACAUACAGUCCACAAUCACCUGAUGGUAAUACAAAAUCAAUAGCAGCACAUAGAUUUACACUAUUAGAAAAGAAAUUCAGAAAAUCGCCAGACCUGCAAAAAGAAUAUAGUAAAGUUAUAAAUGACUAUAUAAAACAAGGACACAUUGAGAAGGUACCUGAUAUAGAAAAGGAUAAAAGAGCUGUGUACUUACCUCACCACGCCGUUACCCGAGCUGACAAAGAGUCCACGCGAACACGCGUUGUAUUUGAUGCGUCGUGUAAAGGAUCAAACAACGUUUCGUUAAAUGAUGAAUUACUUGUGGGUCCUCAGCUGCAAGAAGACUUAAGAAACAUUUUGAUGAGAUGGCGCAUGAAACGAGUAUGUUUCAUGGCAGAUAUAAAACAGAUGUUCCGCCAAGUAUUAGUAAGCCCAGAAGACGCUGAUUUUCAACGAAUCCUGUGGAGGCAACAGGAAUCCGACACUCUGGAAGAAUACCGUUUACUCAGAGUCACAUUUGGCACAGCGUCGGCACCAUACUUGGCUGUUAAGACGCUGCAACAGGUAGCCAAAGAUGAAGCUAAGAAUAACAUUCUUGUUGCACAAACAAUAAACGAGGAUUUUUACAUGGAUGACCUUUUGUCUGGUACAGACUCAGUAUCUGAAGCUUUGUCGCUUUCGAAAGAAUUAUCAGUCACACUACAAAAGGGCGGUUUCCAACUUACGAAAUGGGCAUCCAACAGUAUCGUUUUAAUGAAGUAUAUCGAAGAGGAUAAAAGAUCUGCAAGAGCACAUAUUGAUUUAAACCUCGACGGAACUCUCAAGGCACUCGGAAUUGAAUGGAAUUUAAAAACAGACCAGUUUCGAUACAAUCUUAGAUUUACACCGAUAACCAAGUCCAUAACAAAACGAAAUAUAUUGUCUGAUAUACAAAAGGUUUUUGAUCCCCUUGGCUGGAUAGCACCAAGCACUGUUAUGGCCAAAAUAUUAAUACAAAAGAUUUGGCUUGAACGAGUUAACUGGGAUGAACAGGUUAGUAACACAUUAGAACAAGAAUGGAGAGAAAUAAGAUCAGACUUCGUUAACAUAACUGAAAUAAAAAUAGAGAGAUGGCUUGGCACGAUGACUGUUAACAACGAUAAAACACAAAUUCACGGAUUUAGCAAUGCUUCAAUGCGUGCAUAUGCAGCGGCAGUCUAUGUAAGAAUUCACACUCUUGACAACAAAAUUGAAACAAAACUGAUAGCUGCCAGAACCAGAGUAGCACCAUUGAAGACAAUAUCAUUGCCUCGUCUGGAACUCUGUGGUGCCCUACUUCUUUCAAAAUUAAUGAAGCAAGUCGGACAAUCAAUGAGAAUUCCAACAUCACGAAUGUACGCAUGGACUGACUCUUCAAUCGUUAUCGCAUGGCUUAGUGGUGAACCUAACAGGUGGAAACCCUUCGUUGCAAACCGUGUGGUCGAAAUUGUUGAAAACAUUAAUAACAAGCAUUGGUUCCAUGUUCAGUCACACGAAAAUUCCGCUGAUUUGGCAUCCAGAGGAAUGUUGUUAUCCGACUUGAAGAAAAGUAACUUAUGGUGGCACGGACCGGGUUGGCUAUCUGAAACAAAAAUAAAUAUUAAACAUGAAAUGGCAGAAACAGAUUUGGAAAUGAAGAAAAUUAAAAUCAAUACUUACCUGAACGCAGAACGGAGUGAAGAACCUGAAACAACUUUGAUAUCACAAUUUGAUAAUUUUGAAACAUUAACAGAUUUAAUAAAAGUGAUUACUUACUGUAGAAGAUUUAUAAACUAUAAGAAAAAUAUAAACAGUGAAAAUCAGAAUUUAACUACACAAGAAUUAGAAGUUACUCUGCAGAUCUGUAUCAAAAAAAACUCAAGAAGAAGAAUUUAA
Trichoplusia ni (cabbage looper) is the source of this 3222-nucleotide messenger RNA. RefSeq lists its product as uncharacterized. The transcript has a single exon. The record is from RefSeq and is a predicted model, not a curated record. Bases 1 to 3222 code for a protein of 1073 amino acids. NCBI's taxonomy places the organism in Eukaryota, Metazoa, Arthropoda, Insecta, Lepidoptera, Noctuidae.